GUCCAACCUGCGCGGCUUCCUCACCCAUCGCCUGAGCAACAUCACACCGAGCGACACAGGUUGUUCACUGGCAUGCCAACAACUCGUACACCUCCGACUCCGACAACUACACCAAAACAUGUAAAACCACAUUGCGGCAGGAACAGCAACAGCAGCAAAGGCAAACACAGUUAACCACAAGCAACGAAAAACCACCUCAAGGAGAGAAAAGGAAACGGAAACCCAAAACAUAACCGGAAGCGGCCAUAUUUGUAGCGAAUGCUAAGCGAUUUCCGGCUGAGACCAUGAACGUUGCCAGGCCACUUUGAGUACAAACCAAAAGAGAUAAGAGAAAUAAAAGAAAAACCAAAUCAAAGGGAACAUAUCGUACUCCUCAGCUAUCCAUAAGAAGCAUUCAACAUGGCGGGCGCCUUCCAAAUACCUGUUAUCAACCUCGAGGUGCGCGAGGUCAAGGAGAUCGUGUGGGAGAAGAUCCAGGAGCCGGUCAACCAGCGCCGCCUCAUCCUGGUUAUCGUGUCCAUAGCUUUGCUGCUGGACAACAUGCUCUAUAUGGUGAUAGUGCCCAUCAUACCCGACUAUCUGCGAGAGAUUGGCAGCUUCGAUGACGGGCCCACGCCUCCGCCUCUGCGGGAUAAUAUCACAGGCAAGAUCAUACCAGUGCACCAUGAUCACCAUGGCCAGGACUCUGCUACGGGCAUCCUGUUCGCCUCCAAGGCUAUCGUUCAGCUGAUGGUGAACCCUUUUUCGGGCGGUCUCAUCGAUAAGAUUGGCUACGAUAUUCCCAUGAUGAUCGGCCUGACCAUUAUGUUCUUCUCCACGGCCGUCUUUGCCUGCGGCAGCAGCUACAGCGUCCUGUUCUUCGCCCGCUCGCUGCAGGGAGCCGGCUCUGCCUUUGCGGAUACCUCAGGACUGGCCAUGAUAGCCGAUCGCUUCACCGAGGAGAAUGAGCGGUCACAGGCUCUGGGUAUAGCGCUAGCCUUCAUCAGCUUCGGUUGCCUGGUGGCUCCUCCGUUUGGCGGCGCCCUGUAUCAGUUCGCGGGCAAGGAGGUGCCGUUCCUGAUCCUGGCACUUGUCUGUCUGCUGGACGGCCUGAUGCUGCUGCUGGUGAUGAAGCCCUUCAAGGAACAGAUCAAGCAAAGCAAAGAGGUACAGGACCAGGUGAUACCCAUCUGGCGCCUGCUCAUGGAUCCCUACAUCGCUGUCUGCGCUGGAGCUCUGACCAUGUCCAAUGUGGCACUCGCCUUCCUGGAACCAACUAUUUCGCUGUGGAUGGAGGACACCAUGACCACGGAGAACUGGAAGAUUGGCAUGGUGUGGCUACCAGCCUUUUUCCCUCACGUCCUGGGCGUGGUAAUCACAGUGAAGAUGGCUCGCAAAUAUCCGCAGCACCAGUGGCUAAUGGCCGCCGGCGGAUUGGCCCUGGAGGGUUUGUCCUGCUUCGUAAUACCGUUCUGCAGCGGCUACAAGAUGCUCAUGCUGCCCAUCUGCGUGAUCUGCUUUGGCAUCGCCCUGAUCGACACGGCCCUGCUGCCCACGCUGGGCUACUUGGUCGACGUCCGCUACGUGUCCGUGUAUGGCAGCAUCUACGCCAUCGCGGACAUCUCUUACUCCAUUGCCUAUGCAGUGGGUCCGAUCAUUGCCGGCGGCGUGGUGGAGGCCAUCGGCUUCACGGCCCUCAACUUCCUUAUCGCCUUCUCCAACCUGGCCUAUGUGCCCGUGCUGCGCAAGCUGCGCAACAUCUACGACUUUAAGCCCUUCGAGAACGAGGCCAAUAUCCUGAUGCAGGACCCGCCGAACAAGGAGUACCAGACUUAUGUCAUGCACGACCAGAAGCCGGUGGAGGGCGGUGUAAAGAACCACCUGGAAUACGGGCAGCAGUACCAGCAGGAGCAGGAGACCAAUCUGGAUGACCAGCAGUACGACUACCAGCAGCAGCAGGGAUACCAGCAAUCGGGUGGUUAUCAGCAAGAUCAAGGCUAUCAGCCGGGAUACCAGGAGCAGGGAGGCAGCUAUGCCAGCCAGGGACAGCCCCGAGUGGCCAAUCCAUUCCAGCAACAGCAGCAACAACAACAGCAGCAGCAACCGCAGAGCAGAGGUCCUGGCGGACCCGCGAAUCCCUUUAGGCAAGGAUUUUAAACUGUUGCCCAGUCUUAAACCGUGUUCUUUUGCACAUCUCCAUGUGCAUUUCGUUCGAUUAUAUCCGUUGAACAAAUGACCUAUAUAGUAUAUAUAUAAUCUACACAAAACACAUAUACCUACAUAUACAUAAAAAUAGUAUAAUAGACAUAUAGGCAAGUGGUACGUACACUAUAACGAGCAUAACAUGCAGAUAGUUAAUACAGCAGCUAGUUAAUGCCUUGCACUGCACCAAUUUUUGUAUUAUACACGAAAUGUUGAAGCAACUAAUUAAAAUCGGUGAUGGGAAGGGUACACUUUGGUUAACCUGGGGUACAGGGGGAUAUAUUAUAUUAAAGAACUUCAAGAUCCAAUUAGAACAAGAGGUUCCUUAUUAAUUUUUUAAGAUUAAUAGUUUAGGAGAGAUGGAUUUGUAAUUAAAAGUAAAAUAUUUAAAUCAAUACUUUUGAAAACCAAAUAAUAGUAGAAAAAGUGUCGGCAUUGCAACUUUCAUUAAAAUUCAGACAAGAAUACUUAUUUAAAUACACCGAAACUUAUAGAUCUCUGCACCCUGGUUAACCAGAAAUAUAACUACCCAUCAUCGAUCAAUCGCAUAUAUGCAUCAGCAUAUAUAUCAGCUAUAUAGUGCGAUCCGAUCGGGUCGCCUAUGCCCUAUACUCAGUACUCAUGCAGCCGUUUUCGUGUCUAUCAGUCAGUGAAGCUAGAGAAACCAAAGCUAGGAUUAGUUAGUUUCUAAGGGGAAACAGCACUCCCGCCAUAUCAAAUACAUAUACACCUGCAUACUAUAUACAUAUAUGUAUCAGAUAUUAUAUACACACGCAUACUUAAAUAUAUAGAUAUAUCUAUAUACAAGGUAGCCCUAAGCGGCGUGGCUGGUCAGCGGACCACUUUCGCCCGAGGACCGCCGUUUCACAGGCAAUGGCAUUCCAUAUCGCAGACAUAUCACAAGUUGCACAAAUCAGAACCAACAAAAGGGAAACUCUUUCGGGUGCCAUUGUGGCGGUUGCCGGGCCAGAAAUGGAUUCCCGACCAGCCGGGCUAUAUGAUUUCCGGUUUGCAAAAUAUUUUCGGUUCAACGUUUGUUAACAUAAGACACAACCAAGGUAACGAUACAUAUCAGAGUCUCGAUGGCUCGCCUGUUAAAAUUACCAAAAGUGAUAUUACUUAUUGCUACUAGUCUACACCUACAUACAUAUACAUAUAUAUAUAUAUCGUAUCAUAUCGGUGGCAUACACCCUACUUUUAGGCCCGUACAUGACCAUGUACAUAGGUUAUAUAUAUAUAUACAUAAAACCAACCAAUGGAAACAGAGAUCAUGUUUCAUAUUUACCUACCAAUCAAUUAUUAUUUGCUUGUUGACUCUAUGAGCAAAUCGGGCGGACCGCCGAUCAGGUGGGACCGCCGCCAUAGUAGAUCUUCGAUAGCAUAGCAUAUAUAUAAAUGUGUGUACCUUGUCUAUAAGAUAAAGAGAUAAAAACUAUGGAUAACGAUUAAUACAGUACGAUAUUUUUGAUUCGUUUCGACUGCACACCACUUUUUGAGGGCCGUUUACGGCCCCUAUAUAUUAUACACUUUUUAGCUGGAUCUCGAAAGAUAUUUAUUAUAUAUAUAUAUUUAUAUUCAUAUAAGUCAACUGAUCUUUUGUAUACAACUAAACAUGCGUAUAUGGAUGUCAGGGGAAGAUAAGAGGUAGCUAUGUGUAAAUUUGUCAGUUAUUUACGAGUAUAUAUAUCACAGACUCUCAGCAUCCGUGAACAUAUCAGUGAAACGGCCAUUUCGGAACUAGAAAUUUAACUAGAAAGAAUGAGAACAUGUGUAUCUUAUGAAUUACUAAAGCAAUUUACAGAAAUGCACUUAUUUCGGAAUAGUUAUUAUA
Messenger RNA from Drosophila serrata, 4012 nucleotides. It is a transcript of the gene VAChT, whose product is annotated as Vesicular acetylcholine transporter. The record is from RefSeq and is a predicted model, not a curated record. Gene Ontology annotation, molecular function: acetylcholine transmembrane transporter activity; xenobiotic transmembrane transporter activity. Lineage: Eukaryota; Metazoa; Arthropoda; Insecta; Diptera; Drosophilidae. Gene Ontology annotation, biological process: chemical synaptic transmission; transmembrane transport; xenobiotic transport. Gene Ontology annotation, cellular component: AP-2 adaptor complex; membrane; terminal bouton.